CAUGCCAUGUAAUACACUUGUUGCGCUGCUGUUCGUUCGUCCACUGUUCCACAGCAGUAUCGUGCCGGUGUUUGGUCAGUCAAGUUCAUUUGUUUAAUUAGUGUGAUUUUCACCGUGUGAAACCGCGUUUGCGAAAACCAAAACCGACAGAAAAAUUGUAAAAUCAGAAAAAUGACAUUGGCAUACCAAUUGAUCGAUUUCAAGAAUCCAGUUUUUCUGGCCUAUACACUAUGGAGCGUUACAUUGGCGUUGAAAAUGAUGUACUUGUCGAUGCACACAGCAAUUUUUCGCUUUAAAAACCAGACGUUUGCCAAUCCCGAAGAUGGUGGUCGACGAAAUGUUCAUUUCAAUAACGAGGAAGUAGAACGCGUUAGACGUGCACAUCGCAAUGACAUGGAAAACAUAUUGCCAGCUUUUCUCAUCGGAUUGUUGUAUGUACUCAUAGAACCGUCAACAUUGUCAGCCUGUUUGCUGUUCAAAAUUGGUGCCAUCGCCCGAAUCAUUCACACCGUAGUCUAUGCAAUCGUUGUGAUUCCACAGCCUGCACGUGUUCUGGCCUUCGCCAUUCAUUAUAUCAUCACCAUUUACAUGGGCGUAUCUGUUCUCUAUCACCUUUUCUAAUUAGAAACAAUUAUAAUUGAUUGAACUUUGCUCAAAAUGUUUAAGAGCUAGUACAACUAACGGAAACCCGAUCAUAUUGUACAAACAAAAGAAUUAGAAAAGAGAGAAUUAGAGGUCAUGUUGUACGUUGUUUUUUAAAAGUCGUCCGAUUGUCUUAUCAGCUAUAAUGUUUAAAAAUAAAUGAAUUAAUGCUUAA
Sitodiplosis mosellana (orange wheat blossom midge) is the source of this 817-nucleotide messenger RNA. RefSeq names its product microsomal glutathione S-transferase 1-like. The coding region runs from base 172 to 621 and encodes 149 amino acids. The transcript is spliced from 3 exons. The record is from RefSeq and is a predicted model, not a curated record. Lineage: Eukaryota; Metazoa; Arthropoda; Insecta; Diptera; Cecidomyiidae. Gene Ontology annotation, cellular component: membrane.